Messenger RNA from Gilbertella persicaria, 408 nucleotides. RefSeq lists its product as uncharacterized. The coding region runs from base 35 to 319 and encodes 94 amino acids. The record is from RefSeq and is a predicted model, not a curated record. The transcript is spliced from 2 exons. NCBI's taxonomy places the organism in Eukaryota, Fungi, Mucoromycota, Mucoromycetes, Mucorales, Choanephoraceae.
UAUUACUAUUUUCUUGUUCUUUAUAUUUCUUACAAUGAUAAUGGAUACUUGCCAAACAAAAGCUUCUAUUUAUGAUACUAUACCACACCUUGAUUCUUGGUAUCAAAACAAGACAGCUACUGUGGUGCCUUGUGUAAAUCAAAAGAAAAGAAAGACUUGUUCCAAUACUGUUUCCUUUUCUGAUGCUCCUCCUUCUGUCUAUUGCUACCAAGAACCCAAGGAACGGCCUACACCUUUAAAAAGAAACAACAGUAGUUCUGAACAAGUGAAAGGACUUUUAAGAUACUGCACAAGUAAACUUGCGCGACAGCGUUCUUAAUAUACCAACAACAACAACAACGACAACAACAAAAGUACACUUUAUUAUUAUACAAUAUAAUCUUCUUUCUUUAUACGCUUUACUUCUAC